Messenger RNA from Cuscuta campestris, 799 nucleotides. The record is from the annotation of a GenBank genome assembly. Lineage: Eukaryota; Viridiplantae; Streptophyta; Magnoliopsida; Solanales; Convolvulaceae.
CGCCAAAAACCCUAAAUCUAAACAUUUCCCCAUUCUUGGCGCUCAAAUGUUCCCGACCACCACUCUCUUCAUCCACUCGUCUCUUCUGUCCAAAACUGUUGAUUUGCCGAUCAAUUGGAAUGGGGAGUGGAAGAAAACGGCGGAGAGCAGCGGAGACGACGCAAAUCUACGACACAGGGGAAAAUACCGCCGGCGAGGAUGAAAAGGAACGAGAAGAGAAAUAUGCGGAAUCGAAGAAACCCAACGACACAGGGAGGACUAAAGUGAAAGAAGAAGUGGAAGAAGACUGCGUUUCUGGGAGUCCAAAGGCCUGGAAGAAAACCCCGGCCUCCAACAGCCAUGGACAGGAUGAUGGUGGGCUUGAUAAGCACGAAGAAGGUGCAUCGAAGAAGAGCAAGGAAAGAGGAAGGCCAAGUAAUGCUAAUGUUUGUGAAACAGGUGACAAAAAGGGAUAUUCCUUGAAGAAGGAAGGCGAGGAAGAGGAUGGAGGCCACAAGAAAUUGGAGAGCGAUGCCAAAGAAGUCGAUGAGAACGGAGAGAAGGCCGCUUCAGCUUGUAAAGCAGCCCAAAUGCAUAGAAAGAUUAGCGCGCAUAAUCCACAAGUUACUCAUUCUUCCCCUUUCUUGUGUAAAUGAUUAACUUCCUUAAGUGAUUGUAGAUGCAACUUUGUGAAUCUAGUGGAUUGCGGAGGGGUCUGUUAUGUGCCAUCAAUGCCAGAGGAAUGAUAAAGGCCGAGUUGUGCGAUGCCAAAAGUGCAGAAGAAAGAGAUAUUGCAUCCCUUGCUUAAGAACUUGGUAUG